Messenger RNA from Echinococcus granulosus, 411 nucleotides. RefSeq names its product Trafficking protein particle complex subunit. Gene Ontology annotation, biological process: endoplasmic reticulum to Golgi vesicle-mediated transport. Gene Ontology annotation, cellular component: TRAPP complex. NCBI's taxonomy places the organism in Eukaryota, Metazoa, Platyhelminthes, Cestoda, Cyclophyllidea, Taeniidae. Bases 1 to 411 code for a protein of 136 amino acids. The transcript has a single exon. The record is from RefSeq and is a predicted model, not a curated record.
AUGAAGCUUCUUAAUAUGUACAUUUUCGACGUAUAUGGGAAUAAAGUGCUCUACAAGGAAUGGGCGCAAUUAAAAAUGACAAACACAAAGGAAAAUGAAGCAAAGUUGAUUCAAGGAAUGCUUAUUGGUCUCAAAGCUGUCUGUUCGAAACUAUCACCGUUGGAAAAUGGCAUACAUUCGUUGUCCUACAAGACGAAUAAGUAUCGCCUUCAUUACUUUGAAGGUCCCACUGGAUUAAAGAUCGUUCUUACUUCUGAUGCUGCAUCUUCUCCUGUUUUGCAAGACCUGGAGAAUGUUUACAGGAUGUAUGUUGAAUAUGUUGUAAAGUCUCCUGGGUAUGAUCCAUCUGUUGCCGUUGCAAGUACUUUAUUUUUCCAAAAACUUGAAGAGUGGGCUCACAAUCUCUCCUAA